Molecule: messenger RNA, 1281 nt
Organism: Carassius auratus (goldfish)
Lineage: Eukaryota; Metazoa; Chordata; Actinopteri; Cypriniformes; Cyprinidae
Exons: 9
Coding region: 73-993 (306 amino acids)
Source: RefSeq, a predicted model, not a curated record
UAGCAUAUAGGUCAUAAGCUACGGGAAACUCAAUUAUUUUGUGCAGAGAAAGAGAAUAAUAUCUAAGCAGCCAUGGUUGGUGUCCUUCUCUUUGCAUAUAUCACAGUGAAUCUAUUCCUUAAAUGUCAAGGUCAAAGGAUUCAUCAAGCUAAGAUUUGGAGUGAAAAUACAGAAGUUCCAGAAGGUGGAAGACUGGAGGUUAUUUGCAGCACAUUUGGCUUUACAGAAAAGGCAGUUCAUUCAUAUCUGUGUAAAAAUGGUAAAGCCAUUCUUAUGAAAAAAGGGACACCUCGACAAGACACCACCUUUAAAAUAGAGAGAAUAGAAAUGAAUGCUUCAGGCAACUACAGCUGUGUGUUUUCAGAAGAGCAGUUGGAAAUAACCAAAGUGUCAGGAUAUGGUCAAAAUUACAUCUUCAUAAAUGUGAUCGAAUCUUUUAUUUAUGCACAGAUACAUUUGUUCAAACCUGAGGUGCCAGUGGGAAGUGAUGCUGAGUUUAACUGUUCGACGUCCAAACCUUUACACAAAAACCAGUCCAAGAACAUGAUUUUGGUUUAUCUCAUAAAUAAUGGAACACCUGUUGAAGUUAAUAUUUGGGACACAGAGAAGAUGAUGACAACAUUCACCCUCAGAGAUGUCAGGAUUGAAGAUGCUGGGACAUACAGUUGUGUUAUAUUGUUAAACAUACUCCCUUACCAUGGAAUGAGACUUCAUCAAAAUAUGAAAGUCAAUCUUGAGAUUACUGCGACAUCUAAUAGCAGCAUUGACAAAGUCAUAUUUGUCGUAAGGUACUCUAGCAUAGUUUUGCUCUUCAGUCUGUUGCUGGGAAUCUCGGCACUGAUCCGAAAACGAGAAUCAACAAUGAAAGAAGUUAACAAUCCUCACACAUCUGGUACUGGUGACACACAACAUGUUGUCUGGAGUGCCUCAGAGUUUGCUGAUUCCUCUGAAAGUGAUGAAGAGUAUAAUGACGUGGGAAGCAUUACAGUAUGAUUAAAUUAUGCUGUUGCAACUUCGUGGUGUUACCUUUGCUUUUGCUAUUUUACAACGGUUGCUUUUUGUGGUCUUUUUUAGCCUGUCUUUUUAAGUUUCUGGUUUAAUCUGUUUGUAAUCUGUUUAUUGUCACUAUUGUUGGUUUUUGUUUUAUGACACGGACCUACUGACUGAUUGUUGACUAUCCCUUUAGUCACUUUUUUCAUGUAAACAUUACUGUAAAUUAUCUUUCAAGACUGGACAUUAACUCCCAGCAUUCAUACAAAAAUACAAUAUACAUACUGUUAA